AAAAGGCCUGGGUGGGGCGGGCGCGGCGGCAGGGCCCGCGAGUUCAGGUGAACAGUCUGCUCGUCGGGGCGGCCGGCAGCGGCGGCUCCAGGGCCCAGCAUGCGCGCGGGGCCCCGCGGCCACCAUGUACGUGGGCUAUGUGCUGGACAAGGAUUCUCCGGUCUACCCCGGCCCCGCCAGGCCCGCGAGCCUCGGCCUGGGCCCGCAAGCCUACGGCCCCCCGCCCGCGCCCCCUGGGCCCUCGCAGUACCCCGACUUCACCGGCUACUCUCACGUGGAGCCGGCCCCCGCACCCUCUGCGGCCUGGAGCGCGCCCUUCUCUGCGCCCAAGGACGACUGGGCCGCCGCCUAUGGCCCAGGCCCUGCGGCCCCCGCCGCCAGCCCAGCCCCGCUGGCAUUCGGGCCCCCUCCGGACUUUAGCCCGGUUCCCGCGCCCCCUGGGCCUGGCCCAAGCCUCCUGGCGCAGCCCCUCGGCGGCCCGGGCGCACCGUCCUCGCCCGGAGCGCAAAGGCGGACGCCCUACGAGUGGAUGCGGCGCAGCGUGGCGGCGGGAGGCGGCUGUGGCAGCGGUAAGACCCGGACCAAGGACAAGUACCGCGUGGUCUACACCGACCACCAGCGCCUGGAGCUGGAAAAGGAGUUCCACUAUAGCCGUUACAUCACCAUCCGGCGGAAGUCAGAGCUGGCCGCCAAUCUGGGGCUCACUGAACGGCAGGUGAAGAUCUGGUUCCAAAACCGGCGGGCAAAGGAGCGCAAAGUGAACAAAAAGAAGCAGCAGCAGCAGCAGCAGCCCCCACCGCCAGCCCACGAAGUGGCCCCCACCGCAGCUGGGCCGUCCCUGGGGGGCCUGGGCCCCAGCUCUGCCAGCCUCUUGGGUGCCUCCUCCCCAAUGCCUGUUAAGGAGGAGUAUCUGCCAUAGCCCCCUGCCCCCGCCCCAUGGGCUGGGGGCCUGGGGACUCUGACGCUGGGCAUGUGGCUCCCGUUAAGGCCUAGGAGGCUCGGUCUGAGUCCCAGCCCUGCCACUGACCUUCUAGGUAACCUUGGACAAGUUGCCCACCCAGCCCUUGCAUCCCCUUGGCCCAUCUGUGCAGUGAGCCUGUGGGAGAAGGACCUUUCCAGCUCCUGUGUUCUAGGCCUCAGGGGGGUAAAAGAACCCAGGGUAGGAGGUCUCAAUCCCCAGAGGGCUAGGUGAGGGGCCAUAAGUCCCUAGGUCCCACCUCCCCUUCCAUAGGCUCAAGGGUGGGAGGCCCCUGGAGGGAGUGCACUGACUCUGGAGAAAGGGGGCAGAGCUGAGAGAAGAUGGAAAGCUUGCAGCCCAGAACCGAGGGGGAGGGAUGCGGUCAGCUCACACCUGCCUCUUCCUGCAGCCUCCCCUCCGGCUGCCCCCCACCGCAAAUUGCCCUGACCCCUGUCCAGGCUGGAUGCAAAGCGCAAAGCCCACAAGAUGGAACGAGAGCGAGAGGCUCUGAUGACCGACCCCUCUGGACCGCAGAGCCAUAUCCCCCCGCGAGCAUUCUCAGUGGGGCCUCCAGAUGGGGGGAGCCAGGGGGGCCCAGAGGGGCAGCGUCCACCUGCCUAGUUUCUGUCACCCCACUAGGCUGUCCCUUAGGGCCCAGGCCCCAGGGAGUCCCCGGGGGACUUCCUCUGGACCAAGCGGAGCUCACAGCUGGGCAAGCGUUGUACAUAGAGUGGAAUCUCUUGGAUGCAGCUUCAAGAAUAAAUUUUUUUUCUCUUUAAAAA
Molecule: messenger RNA, 1740 nt
Organism: Leopardus geoffroyi (Geoffroy's cat)
Lineage: Eukaryota; Metazoa; Chordata; Mammalia; Carnivora; Felidae
Gene: CDX1
Product: caudal type homeobox 1
Exons: 3
Coding region: 125-919 (264 amino acids)
Biological process (GO): regulation of transcription by RNA polymerase II; embryo development; anterior/posterior axis specification
Cellular component (GO): nucleus
Molecular function (GO): DNA-binding transcription factor activity, RNA polymerase II-specific; RNA polymerase II transcription regulatory region sequence-specific DNA binding
Source: RefSeq, a predicted model, not a curated record